Cercospora beticola is the source of this 1226-nucleotide messenger RNA. The record is from RefSeq and is a predicted model, not a curated record. NCBI's taxonomy places the organism in Eukaryota, Fungi, Ascomycota, Dothideomycetes, Mycosphaerellales, Mycosphaerellaceae.
CUUGGUCGUGUAUUGCCCGCUGGCAUACUUGAAUGUCAUACUGAGUCCUGUCGUUGACCACAGCAACCAUGCCGCCCAUUCCUGGCAAGCGCGAGAAGCGGAUCGUGGGAACUUCGCUCAAGAUGUACUUCGAUCUCCCGUCCACUCUCAACUACAUCGACAAGGUUGCAGCGCUUUCGAGCGUUGCUGAGAAGGCAGAAAUCGACCUCUUCGUCAUUCCGGACUUCGUCACCCUGCUCUCGGCGAAAGAGAAGCUAGCCGAGUCCAGCGUACUUCUUGGGGCUCAGGAUUCGUACAGUGAGGACAAAGGCGCGUUUACUGGCGAGGUCAGCCCAUUGACCUUGAGUCAAGCUGGUGUGAAGAUUGUAGAGAUCGGCCACGCGGAGAGGAGAAGACUUUUUGGGGAAACAGAUGAAGAUGUCGCCAAAAAGGCCGCUGCCAUCGUCAGGAACGGCAUGAUCCCCCUUGUGUGCAUCGGAGAGAAGAGUAAGGGCCAAAUCGCGUCGCAAGCCGUUGGCCUCGCUGUGAGCGAGUGCAAGCCCCAGAUUCAAGCCGCUCUCUCGCAGGUCCCAGAUGACGCAGAAGUGAUUCUGGCCUAUGAACCGGUGUGGGCGAUAGGCGCUGCUGAGCCUGCUGGCGCGGAUCAUGUUGUCGCAGUCACGCAAAGCUUGAGGGCGCUGGUGCAGGACAGGAAAGGCCGAACGCGCAUCUUGUAUGGAGGCUCCGCUGGGCCUGGUACAUUUCAGAGACUGAAGGAUGGCGUGGAUGGCUGCUUCCUUGGGCGCUUUGCUCAUGAUGUGAAGAACCUCGAGAAGGUGAUACAGGAGAUGGCCGAGCGCUGAGCACGUCGCGACUCGAGUCGCGAGAAGAUUUUGCAAAACACCAUUCUAGUUGCCGCUCGUGUCGCCGCGCACCCAUCGCAGUCAUCACCGACACCUCAUGGCCUCCAAUAACUACUCAAGAUCUCUGCUCGCCUCACCUCGCCGUCGCCGCCAACCACUGCUGGCGCCGCCGCCGCCGCCCUCCAUCCUCCGCCUCCUCCUCCUCCUCCUCCUCCUCCUCUCCUCCCCCUCGCCGGCCUCAAACGCCGCAAACGCCGACAAACCCCGCGAGAAGCUUCUGGCAUCUGCCUGCUCCCUGCUGCUCUCAUUGGUCGUGCCACAGGAAAGCCACUCGCCGUCGCCGUCGUGGCGCAGAAAAGUUGGAACGGCCCGCACUACGGACGC